Molecule: messenger RNA, 393 nt
Organism: Eurytemora carolleeae
Lineage: Eukaryota; Metazoa; Arthropoda; Copepoda; Calanoida; Temoridae
Exons: 2
Coding region: 1-393 (130 amino acids)
Source: RefSeq, a predicted model, not a curated record
AUGAAGAAUGAGCUCAAUGUUACAGUCAGUUUAAAGAAUGAGCUCAAUGUUACAGUCAGUAUAAAGAAUGAGAUCAAUGUUACAGUCUGUAUAAAGAAUGAGCUCAAUGUUACAGUCAGUAUAAAGAAUGAGAUCAAUGUUACAGUCAGUUUAAAGAAUAAGAUCAAUGUUACAGUCGGUAUAAAGAAUGAGAUCAAUGUUACAGUCAGUUUAAAGAAUGAGAUCAAUGUUACAGUCAGUUUAAAGAAUGAGCUCAAUGUUACAGUCAGUAUAAAGAAUGAUCUCAAUGUUACAGUCAGUAUAAAGAAUAAGAUCAAUGUUACAGUCAGUAUAAAGAAUGAGCUCAAUGUUACAGUCAGUAUAAAGAAUGAGAUCAAUGUUACAUUUAACUAA